AUGCUAGUGUCGCUAAAGAAUAGCAAGGAUCUGAUUAGAACGAUGGUUAGUGGAUUGGCUGCGUCUGGAACUGUGAGGAGGUAUAACCCGCCACCGGCACCCAUGCCGCACGGCGGUGCGAGGAUGAGCAGGCCCUGUGCUGAUUGCACUUGCUCGCCAGGGCUGUUGUCGCGUCAGGGCCGCCGUGUGUCCUUGUUUAUGCGGCAGAUGGAGAACACCAGGAGGCGCUCGCAGCGGAACUCGGUGCUGAUGUCCGCGGCCGGGAGUCCCACGACGGCGGUUAACUCGGGGAAUGUGUCCGUGUACUCUUCGGACUCUCUGUGCCAGAGCACGCGCGAGAUAAACACCACGGAGAGGCUGCUGGCGCUGCGCAAGGAGAUGGCCAAGGAAGGAAUAUGCUGCUACCUGGUGCCCAGCGCGGACGAACACCAGUCAGAGUACGUGUCCGCGGUGGACCAGAGACGUGCGUUCAUAUCGGGGUUCUCGGGGUCCGCGGGGAUCGCGUGUGUCACGCGUGACCUGCUGAACUUCAACGAGAAACACCCAGACGGGAAGUCGAUAUUGAGCACAGACGGCCGGUACUUCAACCAGGCCAGGCAGGAGCUGGACUUCAACUGGACACUGCUGCGCCAAGGUGAGGAUCCGCUCACUUGGCAGGAGUGGUGCAUCAGAGAGGCAGUAGAGAUGUCCGAGGGUCUCGGCGGGAAGCCUGCCAAGAUUGGUGUGGAUCCAAAACUGAUCUCCUUCGAAGAAGUGAAAGCUUUCGAAAAACUGAUAAAGGAGAAAACAGAGGAUAAAAACUGCGACGUCUCUCUGGUCCCAGUAGAGCGGAACUUGGUGGAUACCAUAUGGAAAAAAUUCGAACCUAUCCCAGAAAAACCAAACAACGGCCUAUUGCUAUUGGGCUCAGAGUACCACGGCGAAGAUUUCAAAACGAAGAAGGAAAAAGUACUAAAGGACUUGAACGAAAAGCACCUGCAACCAUCAUCAGGCUCUGCAAAGAAGAAUGCAACUUUCAUAACAGUAGCACUAGAUGAAAUUUGCUGGUUCCUGAACUUGCGUGGUUCCGAUAUCGAGUACAACCCCGUCUUUUAUGCUUAUUUAUUCGUUAACGACAAAGAGACUAUCCUUUUCACUGAUGACACUUAUAAUGAUGAGAUUAAGAAAUACUUUGAAGAUAAUGAGAUCAUAGUUAAGCCGUACAACGAGGUAUGGGGUCACUUGGUAUCUGUAGCGCAAGCUCCUGUUAGCAGUGACUCCGGAAAGACCGCCUUCUUAUUGCCAGAUGUCUCCUCGUGGCAACUUGUCCGUUCUGUGGCGGGCUCUCCAUAUAAGAUAGUACACUCACCAAUAGAUAUGCUGAAAUCGGUCAAAAAUGAUACUGAGAUCGCAAACGCACACAGAGCUCAAGUGAAGGAUGCCGUGUGUUUAAUUCAAUACUUUGCAUGGCUAGAAAACCAACUGAUAAACAAGGAAGCAUUAAUCGAUGAAUAUAGCGCAGCAGAAAGACUUAUAGACAUAAGGAAAACACAGAAGAACUUCAUGGGUAAUUCAUUUGAGACUAUAUCGUCUACAGGUGCAAAUGCGUCGGUCAUUCACUAUGCACCACCAAAGGAAGGUUCCUCAAUGAUUGAUCCAUCUAAGAUAUACCUGUGCGACUCCGGUUCUCAGUUCCUAGAAGGUACAACUGACAUUACAAGAACUUUGCAUUUCAGUGAGCCAACAGAAGAGGAGAUCAAGAACUAUACUUUAGUGUUGAAGGGUAACUUAGCAUUAGAGAGACUUGUGUUCCCGGAGAAGACUAACGGUAUGAGCAUAGACGUUAUUGCUAGACAGUAUUUGUGGUCGUUUGGUCUCGAUUACAGGCAUGGUACUGGUCACGGUAUCGGUUCAUUCUUGAACGUACACGAAGGCCCAAUAGGUGUUGGUAUUAAACCACACCUGGCUAAUUAUCCACUGCAAGCGGGCAACAUCAUAAGUAAUGAGCCUGGUUUCUACAAAGAUGGUGAGUAUGGUAUCAGAAUUGAAAACGACAUGCUGGUCAAAUACGCAGACGGUUUAAAAUUCGGUGACCGUAAGUUCCUAAAAUUCGAGAACAUCACAUUAGUGCCAUAUUGUCGUAAGUUGAUUGAUGCGAAUAUGUUAACUCACGAAGAGAAGAAACAAUUGAACGAGUACAACCAAAGGAUAUGGGACUCGUUGGUCCAACUCAUCCAACCGCAAAGCAUUUCAUACAAGUGGUUAAAGAGGGAAGUUGCACCAUUCUAA
Molecule: messenger RNA, 2268 nt
Organism: Nakaseomyces glabratus
Lineage: Eukaryota; Fungi; Ascomycota; Saccharomycetes; Saccharomycetales; Saccharomycetaceae
Gene: FRA1
Product: aminopeptidase P
Molecular function (GO): metalloaminopeptidase activity
Source: RefSeq, a predicted model, not a curated record